AUGCCAAGGCGUAUUUCCAUCACCAGGUCCGGCCAUGGUUUUGAGCCUAGAGGGAGGGGUCUGUCUUUUGGUGAUCUGCACGUCCGCUACAACCACCACGGCCUAGACAAGACAAGACAAAACAAGACCGGGCCCUACGCCCCCAAUGUAAAACUGGCUUCGAAGCGUGUGUACGAGCAAUUGGGCGGUCCGGAACUCUACAUGAAGAUGACUUGUACUUAUGGGAACCGGCGGAAAGAUCAUAUCUUUUUCUGCAUGUACAUCUUGUAUCUAGUUGUCAGGGCUUUGUGGGUGCAUCAGUGUUGGUCCCACGAGCCUUUUGGAGGUAUCCUCGGCCCCAGACCAGGAAGGUUAGCUGUCAAGUUAGUCCCCUCCCUCGCCCAGACUUCACGCCCAGCAUCAUUUCCAGCCCCAAACACCACGGGAAAAGUGGUGCAGCAGUUCUCUGCGCCACUUUAG
Molecule: messenger RNA, 459 nt
Organism: Morchella sextelata
Lineage: Eukaryota; Fungi; Ascomycota; Pezizomycetes; Pezizales; Morchellaceae
Exons: 8
Coding region: 1-459 (152 amino acids)
Source: RefSeq, a predicted model, not a curated record